CGUCCCGAAGGAAGAAGUCGGCGCCCGCGCCGUACAUUGGCGCCUUUCUCCGGGUGAACGAGACAAAAGACGAAUGCGGUCUCGAGUUGAAAAGAGAUGGGACAAUAGCAUUCCGCGUCACAGACAGACAAGCCAAACGAAUCCAGUUUGUUGGCCAUAAGCCGGCCACUCGCUUGUGUCGGGUAUUUCGGAGUGUUUUUCGAUAGUGAUGUAAAUAUAAAACUAAUUUUUCUGACAAAUAAAGCGUUUUGCUAACAGAGUGACAGCUGAAAAAUGUGCUGUAUGUGUUGUUGAACGAUUUUGUGAGUGGAAUUUUAUGGGAUUCGGGAGUACAACGGGCAUCCAACAUGGCGGUUGCUGUGAUCUUGCAGCUACUUUUGGCAGUGCUUAUCCCCGUGAUAGCUGAAAUCGAAAUGAAGUUCACCAAGUAUCCAGAGUCAGUGACAGCACCCGUGGGUGACGAGGUGACUUUCGAGUGUGCAGUCAGGGUACCAGGAGAACUGGCCUGGAGAUGGAAGCCCGUCGACCACCCCAAUGACGAUUGGAAGCUGGUCUCCGGCACUACAGACAAGGAGAACAUGUCUACGAAGUUGGUUAUGGAGAUACAACCAGAUACUCCUAACUCAUUUUAUCAGUGCGUGGUCUCCUACGGGGCAGUGAGUCUAGCCUCCAUACCAGCUCGUUUAUCCGUUGCUCGACUGGACGUCAGCAAGAGUGUACCUCGGAGACGAAUGGUGCUGGUCCCGGUGGGAAAUACAGUGGCGUUGCAUUGCAAGGAACCAGUUUCCGAUCCACCUGCUGUGCUGAGUUGGUGGAAGGAGACUGCAAAGAGUCACAGACGACCGAUAGACACUCCCCAUGGGGUCCUCGUGCUUUACAAUGUGACGAUGGAAGACCACGGCAACUACGGUUGUUCUGCCAUCAACGAGCUUAGUGGGCAGAUAGUGGAUCUCCCGGAGAUAACUUUCCUUAGAAUCCUACCUGAAGGAACCAGAGGAACUAAGUUCUUGGAAGAAGAGGAAUACGUCGGCACUAUAGACAAUGAAGGUGUAUUGACAAUGUCAGUGUUGCCCAACACAGCGUUGCGAUUGUGGUGCGGAGCGGUAGACUCGCCACCACCGAGGGUCACUUGGAUUAAGGAAGGAGAAAAUAUGCCUCGCAGCUAUGACCAGGAACUUGUCAUAUCGCCUUUUACAAAGUUGGAUGAGGGAAUAUACUCUUGCACUGCAAACCCGUUAAACCCCAUACGUCGGUCAUGGAAAGUGACUGCAAUGGAAGCCCCUCGAUGGGAGGAUCCUGUCGCAAAUGUUAACGCCAGCGAAGGAGGCAAUGCUCACAUUGCUUGUGGUACUCCGUAUGGUCAACCUCCCCCGACCAUUACUUGGUAUUUAAAUGCUGAGCCGCUACAUUCUGGCAAAGGGAUAAGAGCUGUUGGCUCCGAUUUAUAUAUCGAGCGCGUUGAGAAACGCCAUGCUAGCAUAGUACAAUGCUUCGCGUGCAACCCUCUCGGCUGCGCGUACGACGCUGCUCUGCUCUCUGUUGUUCCAAAAUUGAUCUCUGACCAGGAAUACCCAGUUGAAGCUGCAACUCUUCAUUUUCCUCCACAGCCGCCAAAGAGACACAAUAGAAAGAAUCCUAGAAAACACAAACCGGUAUUGGUUCCGGCUUCGAAGCCCAACGUGACGCGUCUUUCUGAUGAGAGUGUAAUGGUUUCUUGGACACACAAUAAUGUUAACCAUGGACUGCCCAUUACGUUUUUUAAGAUCCAAUACCGAGAAGUGACGUCAAACGCGAGCAUCCAGUGGCAUACAGAGAGCACUGAAAUACCAUCACACAUAUACGCGUAUGAAAUACUUAACCUGAUACCUGAUCGGGCGUAUAAAUUUAGGGUAGCGGCAGUUUACUCGAAUCAGGAUAAUAAGUCUGGAAAGAGCAGCAACAAAUUCUACCUGCACAGAGGAACUCCUGUCAAACCCCCUCGAGCUCCUGUCCUUACGAAGGCUGUCGCUUUGUCCACUGAGAGCAUUAGACUUAAUUGGACCUGGUCACAUAACGGCAACGCCAACGGAUCGCAAGCUCUAGGUUUCUACAUUUACUAUCGCGCUCUUACAACAGCUGGGUCUUACGACAAAGUGGUUGCUCCAAUAAGCGUUCGGAGUGUCGUAUUGUUACAUCUUACACCUGAUACUGCUUACGAAAUGAAGCUUCGGGCUUACUCUGAGCAGGCUCCUUCGACCUUCAGCAGUAUAUUGGUAGCCAAAACGCUUAAGCAAUCAAACAUGUCUAGUACGACAACUGAAUCUCCAUCGGAAGACAUAAAGAGCGAUGGCAGAGCUCCUGGAGCGCUGGUUACUGCUGGAGGGGCCUUAGGCGCCGCAGCGCUGCUCGUCAUAUUGGUAGUUACGCUUCUGCUGUGCAGGAGGGCCAAACGACCACCUGCCAACAGCGCACAAGGAUGGGUUUGCAGCCAUCAUACCCAAGAGGUGCGCCUCGAUGCUGCGCCGCCCGCCUGCGCGACAGCUCCAGCCGCAUCUUGA
Hyposmocoma kahamanoa is the source of this 2537-nucleotide messenger RNA. It is a transcript of the gene boi, whose product is annotated as interference hedgehog-like. Gene Ontology annotation, biological process: cell-cell adhesion; axon guidance. The record is from RefSeq and is a predicted model, not a curated record. The transcript has 15 exons. The coding region runs from base 348 to 2537 and encodes 729 amino acids. Gene Ontology annotation, cellular component: plasma membrane; axon. NCBI's taxonomy places the organism in Eukaryota, Metazoa, Arthropoda, Insecta, Lepidoptera, Cosmopterigidae. Gene Ontology annotation, molecular function: protein binding.